Aspergillus sclerotioniger CBS 115572 is the source of this 558-nucleotide messenger RNA. RefSeq lists its product as uncharacterized. The record is from RefSeq and is a predicted model, not a curated record. NCBI's taxonomy places the organism in Eukaryota, Fungi, Ascomycota, Eurotiomycetes, Eurotiales, Aspergillaceae. The coding region runs from base 1 to 558 and encodes 185 amino acids. The transcript is spliced from 3 exons.
AUGCUUUUCUCAGCUACCAAUAUUCUGGCCGUGGCCCUGGCACUGGCCAACUACGUCUCUGCCGCUCCAGUUGAUCUGGAGGAGCGCGGAUCGAAAGUCAUCAUCGGCUACCGCACCAUGCAGAAGCACGGCACGGUUGUCUGGUAUACUGCUGGUGGCGUUCAGCUAGGCGAUGCCGUCUACCUCACCCCCGGUCCUGGACAGUGGAAAGCUCCUGAAAGUUACUGGCACUGUGUCAUCUAUGCCGAUCAGACCAAGUUCCUCGCGGCCAAGAAGGCCUGGAUCCCCGAAUACAACGGCCAUACCAAGCUGUGGUUUGAACCCAAGGAGAUCGAUUCUUACCUCAAGACGACUCGCCACGAAACCCCCGAUGAGACGCUCCGCCUUGCCGCCAUGGAUGGAGAUACCUCCGUUCUCCAGAUGGGUAUCCCCAAGCACAUGCUUGGUAAAACCGGCGAGUUGGAUCUUGAGGCUUACUGCAAGGAGAAGGCUUCGGAGCUGCCUCAGCAUGUCGUCAAUUACAAGACUUUGAACAAUGCUGUGGGUACCGCUCAGUGA